Messenger RNA from Sorex araneus (European shrew), 6113 nucleotides. RefSeq names its product zinc finger protein 572 (gene ZNF572). The coding region runs from base 705 to 2300 and encodes 531 amino acids. Lineage: Eukaryota; Metazoa; Chordata; Mammalia; Eulipotyphla; Soricidae. The record is from RefSeq and is a predicted model, not a curated record. The transcript has 4 exons.
AGAAAUUUCCUGUGUCGGUGCUGGGGUGCCAGAGUUUAGGACCCUGGGUCGGUGGGAUCCAAAGGAGCGGGGGCUCUCUCCUUCGGGCAGCUGGGCCUGCUGGGGUGCAGGACGGCCUGGGUGUGGCUUCCGCACCCAGAACCGUGAGUUCCUUCUCGGGGAGGCGGGAGGGAGCCGAGGGCCGCCGGCUGGACGACGGGCACUGCGCCCACCCGCACGGGGGCAGCCGCGGGGGUCCCGGCGCGGGAUCCAGCUUCCGCCAGCACCGUCCCCGCCGCGCCGUCGCCGGGUCCUGGGAGGAAAUCGUAGGCUGGGGGCGAUCGGUCUUGCUGGGACCCGACCCUCACUUCGCCGACCCCGACCUGAGCGCACCGGGGCCCUCCUUAGCCCAGGGAUCGGGCGGUGCGUUUUCUCGAAUCCCGUGCCCGGCCCCGCCCUAGCUAGUCACCCCUAUCCCGGGCCUUUAGCCGUGCACACCUCCCUGAGGAUGGUCUUGAUCCUGUCGUGUUUGCAACCGAAAUGAAACAGACUUCAAACAAACUCGUUCCCUUUUGCAAUAGUUUCGCUGAAGUCGUGCUUCUGGGGUCAUUGGAGUCCACAAAUGAGUCAUUUCUUAAUGCCUCAUUGCUGGAGAGUGCUUGGGGAAUGCCAGCUCGCUUUAGGAGAAGGUCUCAGGGAUUUCUGUAACAUGACUGAUCAUUGUGAUGGAGCAGGAGCAAAAACCCAUCGUCUCAAAUCCCAAUGCCUUCACUGACAGGAAGAAUUUGAAAAGCACUUUCACAGGAGGUGAACAUGAAAGUCACUUGGAAAUUAUUCAACACAAUAAUCCUAAGGCAGUUAAACUUAAAAAGGGAAUCUUGAGAUGGUCUAAGAAAGAUGGCCCACAAAAUUAUAAGCAAAAGGAUCUGAAGGGAAUGUCACUGACAUGCUCUCAAAGAGAUGAGAGUUGGUGUGGUGAUUCCUGUGAGAGUGAGGGCAUGUCUGAGAAUCAGGGGAAUUAUAGAGGAAAAGAGGAACAAAAGCCUCCUCACUGGGGAACAGACUUCAGCUCUCACAUCAAUGCCUCUGUCCAGGGGAAGUCAUCCUUUAGAGAUAAACCCUACAAAUGUUCUGAAUGUUGGAAGAGCUUCAAUAAUACUUCUCAUCUGCGUACUCACCAGUGGACCCACUCAGGAGAAAAACCAUACAAAUGUUCUGAGUGUGGGAAGUGCUUUAGCAGUAGCUCUCACCUAAUUCAGCAUCUAAGAAUACACACAGGUGAGAAACCCUACCAGUGUGGUGAAUGUGGGAAAAGCUUCAGCAAUACCUCUCAUCUUAUUAUCCAUAAACGAACUCACACUGGAGAGAAACCCUACAAGUGUCCCGAGUGUGGGAAGAGUUUUAGUAGCAGUUCUCACCUGAUCCAGCAUCACAGAUCACAUACUGGUGAGAAGCCAUAUGAGUGUCCUGUCUGUGGGAAGUGCUUCAGCCAUAGUUAUGUCCUCAUAGAACACCAGAGGACUCACACGGGAGAGAAACCUUACAAGUGUCCCGACUGCGGGAAAAGUUUUAGUCAGAGCUCUAGCCUGGUUCGCCACCAGAGGACUCAUACAGGGGAGAAGCCCUACAAAUGUCUUGAGUGUGGGAAAAACUUUGGUUGUAAUUCUACUCUAAUCAAGCAUCAGCGAAUACAUACAGGAGAAAAACUCUACCAGUGUACAGAAUGUGAGAAGAAUUUCAGUCGCAGCUCAAAUCUUACUAUACACCAGAAAACACACACAGGAGAAAAGUCCUACAAAAGUUUCAGAUAUGAAGGAAGCGUGAGUCACCACAAUGAUGUCACCGAAGUGUGCAAGAUCCAGCCAGGAGAGAAACCAUAUAAAUGCUGUGAAUGUGGGAAAAGUUUUGGCCUCAGCUCCCAUCUCAUUCGACAUCAGAGGACACACACAGGAGAGAAGCCUUACAGAUGCUCUGAGUGUUGGAAAACCUUCAGUCAGAGUUCCACCCUGGCGAUCCACCAAAGAACACACACAGGAGAGAAACCGUAUAAAUGCCCAGACUGUGGUGAGUGCUUUAGUCAAAGCUUUAACCUUAUCAGGCACCGGAGGACUCAUAUGGGAGAAAAGCCUUACAAGUGUGCAGACUGUGGAAAAUGCUUCAGUAGAAGCACCUACCUCAGUCAGCAUCAGAAAACUCACGUGAAGAGGUCUUUUGAGUGUCCUGAAGUUGAAGGAUUUUCUCAUGAAAGUACUUGGAAAAACUGUUCGAGGGAAAUGGCCUUUAUCUCUUCAUUGUCAAUCCCAAAUUUUUCUUCCUCUUGAAUCCCAAAGCUGGUUUUAUUGAUGUAGUUUCUUUGAAUUUUUCUUUGUUGUUGUUGUUUUUUGGGCCAUACCAGUGGUGUUCAGGGGUUACUCCAGGCUCUGCACUCACGUAUCAUUCCUGGUGGUUCUCAGGAGACCAUAGGGGAAUAAUCCAUUGAAGCUGGGUGGUUGCAUGUAAGGCCCUACCAUCUGUACUAUUCUUACUGGAUCAUUUCAGUUAAGGUAUUCUCUUGCCAUGGUGCUUACAAAGUAAUAGGAGUUUUGUGGGGUUUUUUUUUUGUUGUUGUUGUUGUUGUCUUUAUUUGUUUGAUUUGUUUGCCAAAAUAUCUGGAAAAAGUCAGGCUUUCAGUUUAUGGGAUGACAAGAUCCAGAUAAACAAGUCAUUAGAUCCUAAUAAGAGCUCCUACUAAGAAUGGAGAAGAAGAAGAAGAAAAAUUUUAAUUUUAGGUAAGAUUAUAAUGCAUAAAGACAAAGGAAAAACUAAAGUGGAAUCUUAGGAAUAAGGACACCUGAAAUCUUACAAGGAAUUUGCAAUUUUCUUUUUUUUUUCUAUUGUCUUAUAACAGCAAACCAUUUCUGAACUCAGGAAUUUUCCCAGAAAUUUAUUUUUAUAAGUAAUGCUAUUUCCUGGCUGCCUUGUAGGCAGGAGGAGAGUUCUUAAGGAAGAUACUUUUCUUUUUUAAAAAAUAUUUUUUAAAAUGCCUUUUUAGGGGGGCCAGAGCGAUAGCACAGCGGGUAGGGCAUUCGCCUUGCACGCAGCCGACCCAGGUUCAAUCCCCGGCAUUCCAUAUGGUCCCCCAAGCACUGCCAGGAGUAAUUCCUGAUCGCUGGGUGUGACCCAAAAAGCAAAAAAAAAAAAAAAUGCCUCUUUAGGGGCUGGUUAAGAAAAGGCUGGAGCAUGAGGUCCAAAUUUUAUCUCUGACACCACAUGCACCCCCAGCCUCCACCAGUCUUACGGGUUGGAGUCUUGUUAGCCCCUGAGCACCACCAGCUGUGACCCUGGUUGACCCCAGCACCACUGGGCCCAGUGGCUUUGCAUAUAGGAUCUGAGAUUUAACCUGUUCAGCCCAACCUGUCAAGUAUUUCUGGAAGAUUGCCCCACCCCACGCAAAAAAAGACUUUUGUAUUGACUGAAAAUUAAGUUUUAUAAGUAUCUAGAAUGUCACAAUUUAGAAUAAUGACAAGCAACCACAAGUGACUAUUUAAAUAUGUAUUAAGGGUGAAAUUUAAACUCCAGUAUUUUAGACAUACUUGCCAUUUGAGAUAUGCUCAGUAAACACACAUGACUGGUAUUGAUGUUUUGUUUUGUUUUGUUUGAGGCCACACCCGACCAUAUCAGGGCUUACUGACCACUCUGUGCUCAGGUAUCAUUCCUGGUAGGCUCAGGGAACCAUCGAGGGUACCAAGGAUGGAACCUGGCCAACCCGGGUUUGAACCCUGGCAUCCCAUAUGGUCCCCUGAGCACCGCCAGAAGUAAUUCCUGAAUGCAGAGUCAGGAGUAACUCCUGAGCAUUGCCGGUGUGACCCAAAAAGCCAAAAGGAGAAAAAAAAAGGAGUGAGAUGGCAUUUUGAAAGCACUGACUCUACAGAGACUUGUAAUGAUUGUAGAUUUUAUGUUCAACCAUCUCAAUAGGCUAGUGUUGGCUAUUAAUCAUAAGUGUUUUUAGGCUUCACCAGUGAAUUGCCCCUUUUCCUCCUACGAGAGAAGCUUAGAGUGCUCUUGUGAGCACCACUAAUCCCCUGAGUUAUCUUUAACCUUUUCUUUGUGUUUUACCUCUCAUUGUCACGAUUCCCCAAGUCAGUCUUGGUUGUUCAUAAGUCAAAACUUUCUGGUAGUUCUGGACUUUGUAUUUGUAGUAAAUUACCUGGUUUUAUAUUUCCCCACCGACCUUUUCAUAUUUUACUAUAGAGCAAUGUUGUUCUUUGUUUAAACACAGAAAGACCAUUAAUUCUGUGCUCCUAAUAUUUGGGAGUUGAUUGACUCUAAAAUAUGUCUACUCCUGGGCAUCCAUCAUAAUUACUUGACUCAGGCUUUGGUUGCCAUAAUUCCUAAAACCCCCAAAGGGAGGUCCCGUCAUAGAACUGCGAUGGACCCAGGGCAAGUGUCGAAGCUAUCCUGGCAUCGAAAUGAAAUAGUCUGGAAUGAAUACAUGGUCUUGAUGCAAGUUGUUAUGACUUCAGGCAUAGGACCCCCAUGGGGAAAGACAAGCUGAACUUGACUGAGGACUUAGUCUGGGAUUUAUGGUAAAAGUCUUGCUUGCCCUGAGACCAGAGAACUAUGAUUUGGAAUCUUUAUCUCUUACUGUCUUUAUCCAAACAACUGCAAGUAUUGAUAAGAAGUAAACUUAAUUGUUUAACAUAUACAACUAGAGGGAAAGAGAAAAGCAGUAUAGAUGUUCCUGGGAGACAGUGUCUCCUUGAGUUAAUCUCCCCAAGAGAAUCUCUGCUGAAAUGCCUUAUCUCUGUAAAUGGCCAAUCACCCCUAUUUGCAGGCAUAUACCUCAAACCUCUUCAGAAGUUCUUGAAGUAUACUGACAGCUCUGCAUUCAAUGGGCCAUUUUCACCAUCAUUCUGUGGCUUUUGUUCCUCUCUGGAGAGGCUGAGGGGCAGCUCUCAACCACUACCACACUUUGUGAACUCACAAGCCACUGCUUUGUCCCACUGCCUUGCCCAGAGCCAGAUUAGGUGGUAGAAGUCUUGAUCUCUGUUUUCAAUUUUUUAUCAAAUAUCCUGUUUCAGCUUUUUCAUUACCUACUUCCUAGUCAGAUUGGAAACUUGUUUUUGUUUUUGUUUUCUAAUAUGCCUAGUCUGAGUCUGAGCCAGUUCCCAAGGACAGCUUGCCGGUGGAGACCAACAUUCCUCAGUUCUGGCUGCCUCAGCUCUGGUUCAGUUAAGCAGAGAUACAUCCUCUGUGCAAAGAAAUGGUAAAAGGAACGUUUCAGUAUUUCUUAUUCCCCAUAUUUUUAUCCUGCUAGUCAGAAAGGUAAUUUAUAAGAAGGUCAAGACUUCUCAGUUGCCUGAGUUUUUACCUUGGAUUUUGGAUACUUUGUGGUAGAAAGAAUAUGUAGAUGUUCACAUUAAGAAUGAAUACCAGAGGGGCUGGAGCAAUAGCACAGUGGGUAGGGCGUUUGCCUUGCACGCAGCCGACCUGGAUUCGAUUCCCAGCAUCCCAUAUGGUCCCCCGAGCACUGCCAUGAGUAAUUCCUGAGUGCAUGAGCCAGGAGUAACCCCUGUGCAUUGCCGGAUGUAACCCCCCAAAAAAAAGGAAAAAAAAAAAAGAAUACCAGAAAGGGCUAGUUACAGAUACUACAAAGUAUGGAUGUUGCUGGGUACUGCUUUGCGGGAAAGGUUUUUUUUUUUCCUCUACAUGAUUGUAGUGUGUCUGAUACUGGUAAGGCAGUUGUUUCUGUUUGCCUUAUUAAAAGUGUUUUAAAAAGUAGAACAGGAGGGGCUGGAGUGAUAGCACAGCGGGUAGGGCAUUUGCCUUGCACGCGGCCAACCCGGGUUCGAGUCCCAGCAUCCCAUAUGGUCCCCUGAGCACUGCCAGGGGUAAUUCCUGAGUGCAGAGCCAGGAUUGACCCCUGUGCAUCAUUGGGUGUGACCCAAAAAGCAAAAAAGAAAAAAGUAGAACAGGGGCUGGAGUGAUAGCCUUGCACGCAGCCAACACGGGUUUGAUUCCCAGCAUCCCAUAUGGUCCCCUGAGCACUGCCAGGAGUAAUUCCUCAGUGCAUGAGCCAGGAGUAGCCCCUGUGCAUCGCCAAGUGUGACCAAAAAGCAAAAAAUAAAUUAAAAUUAUAAUAAUAAAUAAAAAUA